AUGUGGAUCUUUGGAAGAAAAGGUGCUUCGGGAUUUUCAGCAACUUCAACAGCAGAGGAAGUUACGGAAGGGAUCCAUGGAUCUGGUCUUACCGCCAUUGUUACUGGAGCUACAAGUGGUAUCGGGUCCGAGACAACACGAGUCCUUGCAUUGCGCGGUGUACAUGUCAUUAUGGCAGUAAGAAAUAUACAAAAAGCGAUACAAGUUAAAGAAACUAUACUUAAAGACACGCCAGAUGCCAAAGUCGACGUAAUGGAGUUAGAUCUAAGCUCUAUGGCAUCCAUAAGGAAUUUUGCAGCCAAAUAUCGGUCAUUGGGCCUUCCCCUUCACAUUCUGAUUAAUAAUGCAGGUGUUUUGUCUCCACAAUUCAAGCUUUCGAAGGAUAAUAUCGAACUACAUUUUGCGACUAAUCAUUUAGGUCAUUUUCUUUUGACGAAUCUGUUGUUAGAGACAAUGAAGACAACUUCAUAUGAACAAAACACAGAAGGACGAAUAAUUAACGUAUCAUCUGAAGGACAUCGUUUUGCAUACAGUGGACAUUUAUCUGAUUACAUGAACAAUGAAUUAAGUUAUAGUUCCAUAUAUGCUUAUGGACUAUCAAAACUGGCUAAUAUACUUCAUGCUAACGAGCUAGCAAGACUUUUGAAGGAGGACGGGGUUAACAUCACUGCAAAUUCAUUACAUCCUGGAUUCAUCGACACCGAGCUUUUUCGUGGCCACAAUAUUUUCUCCAGUAUGUAUUCGUAUGCGGUUGUUUGGUUAAUUACUCCCGGUGUUUUCGAUCAGGGUGCCGCAACGACAUGCUAUCUAGCUUUAAACCCACAGGUGAAAGGCGUCACAGGUGAGUAUUUUGUUGAUAGUAACUUCGCAAAGCCGUCAUUGAGAGCAAAAGAUCAAGAGUUAGCCAAGGAGUUGUGGGAGUUUAGUAUGGGCUUGACUAGCUCAAAGUGAGUAAAGAUUUAGUAUGUUGAUGUAUAUGGUGAAAUAAUAUAUCCUUG
Helianthus annuus (common sunflower) is the source of this 998-nucleotide messenger RNA. Its product is annotated as short-chain dehydrogenase TIC 32, chloroplastic. The record is from RefSeq and is a predicted model, not a curated record. Bases 1 to 951 code for a protein of 316 amino acids. The transcript is spliced from 7 exons. NCBI's taxonomy places the organism in Eukaryota, Viridiplantae, Streptophyta, Magnoliopsida, Asterales, Asteraceae.